Gloeophyllum trabeum ATCC 11539 is the source of this 1581-nucleotide messenger RNA. RefSeq lists its product as uncharacterized. The coding region runs from base 1 to 1581 and encodes 526 amino acids. The transcript has 4 exons. Gene Ontology annotation, molecular function: metalloendopeptidase activity; metal ion binding. Lineage: Eukaryota; Fungi; Basidiomycota; Agaricomycetes; Gloeophyllales; Gloeophyllaceae. The record is from RefSeq and is a predicted model, not a curated record. Gene Ontology annotation, cellular component: mitochondrion.
AUGCGACCAGCAGCUUCCAACAUUGCACGACGGGUUGCUCGCCGCCAGACCCGACGUGCCCUUUCCCAAUUGACCGGGGACCCGUCAGUUCAAAUAACUACUUUGCCGAACAGGAUACGGGUCGCGACAGAGUUCACUCCUGGCCAUUUCUCCGCUGUGGGAUUGUACGUUGAUGCGGGCUCUCGCUAUGAGACUCCUGAAACCUCCGGAGUGAGCCAUUUCAUAGACAGGAUGGCCUUUAAGUCCACGCGAAACAGGUCGGACGAAGAAAUGUCGACUGCAAUCGAUGCCCUAGGUGGACAGAUCAUGUGUUCCUCAUCCCGAGAAACAAUCAUGUACCAGUCCUCCCACUUUCCCCAGGGAACGCCGCUGGCCAUGUCGCUCAUCUCUGAUACAGUCUUGAAUGCUCAGUUUUUGCCGGAAGAGAUAGACGCGCAGAGGGAGGCUGCUCGGUAUGAGAUUCGGGAGAUCAGUUCCAAGCCGGAGAUGAUCUUACCCGAGAUUCUUCAUGAAGUCGCCUAUGACUGCAAGACGCUAGGUAACCCUCUGCUGUGUCCGGAAGACCGAAUAGACGUCAUAAACGAAGAGAUGAUUCGAAAUUUCAUGAAUGAGUGGUAUCGUCCAGAGCGGAUGGUUAUAGCUGGAGCCGGGGUGCAGCAUGAAGAACUCCUUGAGUAUGCUGAUAAACACUUCGGAUCGUUGAAGCCUUCUCCGUUGCCCUCUCCCCAGACCUCUGCUCGGCAGGGUGCGCAGCAGUCUGUACCCCCGCAUCUUCUACCUUCAUCGUCGAAUCCUUCCAUCUACAAGUCACUCACGCGUGCCGCAUCCUCGUAUCUGUAUCCGACGCAACCCGUUUCCCCGGAUAUGGUACCUCCCCUGCACCCUACCCGGGACACUCGUGCGACGUACACCGGAGGACAUCGUUUUGUGUAUGACCCGACACAAGAGUUCAAUCACCUCUAUCUUGCGUUCGAAGGUGUCGGGAUUCAUGAUGACGAUAUCUAUGCUCUUGCGACUAUGCAGGUAAUGCUUGGCGGCGGUGGUAGUUUCUCCGCGGGUGGCCCGGGCAAGGGCAUGUACUCCCGACUUUACACCCACAUCCUGAAUCACUACCCUCAGAUUGACCACUGUGCUUCUUUCCAUCACAUUUACACAGAUUCAUCUCUGUUCGGCCUGUUUGCUUCGUUCGUACCCGCUGGGCCGAAGCACCAGGGCAACUCGCCGUCGCAGAUACUGCCGCAUCUCGUUCACCAGCUGAGCCUCUUGCUCUACUCCCCUCUCACAAAGGGUGAAUUGAGCCGUGCGAGAAACCAGCUGAAGUCAAGUUUGGUCAUGGCGCUGGAGAGUCGUGCAGUCGAGGUGGAGGAUCUCGGCCGCCAGAUCUUGGUGCACAACCGCAAAGUACCUGUGUCGGAGAUGUGCGACAAAAUUGACGAGGUGACGCCCGAAUCGCUUCGCCGCGUCGCUGCCCGUGUCUUCGGCCCAGACUCUGGCAACAAGGCCACGGUCGUAUGCAUGGGACAUGAGGAUGUCGGUGACUGGCGUUCUGUCUUGCGCAAGUAUGGGGUCGGAAGCGCUUGA